Molecule: messenger RNA, 1941 nt
Organism: Tigriopus californicus
Lineage: Eukaryota; Metazoa; Arthropoda; Copepoda; Harpacticoida; Harpacticidae
Product: prolactin-releasing peptide receptor-like
Exons: 4
Coding region: 606-1823 (405 amino acids)
Biological process (GO): G protein-coupled receptor signaling pathway
Cellular component (GO): neuron projection; plasma membrane
Molecular function (GO): neuropeptide Y receptor activity; neuropeptide binding
Source: RefSeq, a predicted model, not a curated record
UGUGUUCAAGGAAACGAGAUCACCGAGCCCGCAGUUCAUUCCAAUCAAGCGGAGAGAGCGAACAUAUUGCGACACAUGUAAUAGGAUCCAUCAAAGCCUCCACUAUUGACCGAGUGGUGGAAGUGUAUCGUUAAAGAUGGAACCAUUGCAUUCGCAACCGAGUCAUCCUAAUUGUUUGGCCCGGUUGGACCGCUUCAGUGCCAGUGGACAAUUAAAGAUCUAGCCUAAACCUGAUCCUGAUGGUUCUGGAGCUCAUUCGCCACACACGUAGUUGAAUGACGCCAAGGAGGUUGGACGUGACUGACAUUCCAGCAGAAAGAACUCUCAUUUUGAGCCGAUCAAGCCUCACGUCAAGAGAAACAGUUUCUCUUGGAGAUUCCUUUUGUGCGAGAAGCUAGGUGAAGGCUCUUGAAAUUAGAAGAACAAAGCGGUUCAUUCAAAUCCGAGCACGUUCCAUAGAUUGACGGCAUCAAGUCCAUUUUACGAUUCACGGAAACGAGUGAAGAGCCAAUUUCUCAACAGGCUUUGCAAGUAACCCCAUCCAGAGCAUCUUGCAUCGGUCCAAGCAAGGAACGCUGACCGGGCGUUCUCCAUCCAAACGGGAAAUGGAGUCGGAACUCGAAUUGGACGACUACUAUGACGUUGCCAACCACGAUAUGGUUCACGAUAACCAGUCGGUUCCUUGUCCGGAGCAAAAACUCAUCAACGAAACAUGGAUUCGCGUUGUGAUCAUCUUGUUCUAUUUGAUCAUAUUCGUCAUUGGGUUCUUCGGGAAUAUGUUGGUGAUCCUCGUGGUGGCCAAAAACAAGGUCAUGCACUCGCCGACGAACAUCUUCAUCGUGAACAUGGCUUUGUCUGACGUGUUGAUGUGCGUCUUUGCUGUCCCGUUUACGCCCAUUCAUUCGUUUAUGCCUGAGUGGAUGUUUGGGGAGGUUCUCUGCAAACUAUUCCCAACCUCUCAGGGCGUUUCUGUAUACAUGUCCACCUUGACAUUGACGUGCAUUGCCGUGGAUCGGUACAUCGCCAUAGUACACCCGUAUCGUCCUCGUAUGGAGAAUAAGACGUCGUACACGUUGGCGUGCAGCGUGAACGCCCUGGCCGUCCUCUUUACCGCCCCCUACGCGUGGUAUAUGACCGUCAAAGAGGAUCCCGAAACGGGACUCUUACUGUGCUCCGAAUCCUGGUAUGGCAUGCCCAGGACCAUCUAUGGAGCUUUCACCAACAUCAUGCAAUUUGUUUUGCCUUUCACCACCAUAUUUGUGUGCUACAGUGUGAUCAUGGCUCGUUUGGCCCAACGGUACACGACUCGACCAGGAGCGUCGCGUCAAUCUGCGGCCAAAGAGGAAGCGGAAAAAGAGCGGAAGAAAAAAAACAACCGACUCUGUGUGUCUAUGGUGGUCAUUUUCGGCACCUGUUGGUUCCCACUCAAUGUCAUCAAUUUCCUGGCCGACAUCGAGUUGUUUCCCAUCUUCUGUUGGGACUACUACCAUUUCACGUUCUUCAUGUGCCACAUCUUGGCCAUGUCUUCGAAUUGCUACAAUCCAUUUCUGUACGGGUGGUUGAACGAAUCGUUUCGAACAGAGUUCUUGAAAAUGAUCCCAGCCUUGAAAACUAUUUGUGGCGGCGAUCCAAGACGACCCGCUGCUGUCAAUAAUUGCACCAGAGACCAUCGGAAUGAUCAGAAUGGAAUGCACCGCAUUGGACAAGUCAAUCCUUUGGAAGAGCCGGACGCACCCAACGAUCUCGUGGAGAACGCAGACGAGAUCCCAAUUUUGAUCCAAAAUGGACAUGAAAUGAAGGAGAUCAACAUCGAUAGAGUGUAACCGGGCAUUUCUCAAAUUGGAUUGUUCAACUCCACAUACUUAAUGACAUACGUGUAAGGCAGACCAAUUUCAUAUGGAGAGAUGCCAUAUUUUUUAUUUGCUAUGUCUUCUAUAGAAA